Messenger RNA from Fusarium coffeatum, 1089 nucleotides. RefSeq lists its product as uncharacterized. The transcript has 3 exons. Gene Ontology annotation, molecular function: 2-oxoglutarate-dependent dioxygenase activity. Gene Ontology annotation, cellular component: cytoplasm. The coding region runs from base 1 to 1089 and encodes 362 amino acids. Lineage: Eukaryota; Fungi; Ascomycota; Sordariomycetes; Hypocreales; Nectriaceae. The record is from RefSeq and is a predicted model, not a curated record.
AUGUCGACUACUACCAUCACAGCCACAGAGCAGCGCUCGAUUCCGCUCCACCUUAAAGCAAAGUAUCCAGAGCCUUUGACACCAUCAGGCGCAUUGGACAAGUUCACCUUCGAAGAGUCAACUCCCGUCAUCGGUCGUGAAUAUCCAUUCGUCAAUCUCGUCGAAGACAUCAUCAACGCAAAGAAUGCAGACGAACUGAUCCGUGAUCUCGCCAUCACCAUCUCCCAAAGAGGCGUGGUCUUCUUCCGAGCCCAAGACAACCUCACCGACGAACUCCACAAAGAACUCGUCCACCGUUUGGGCCAACUCACCAACAAACCCUGUUCUUCAACACUACACAUCCAUCCUCUUCUGAACGGCACCAACGAAUUCGGUGUAGAAGACAAUGAGAUCAGCGUUAUUUCAUCCCAAUCUCGCUUCUUCCAGGACAAAGAGAAAGAUAGAGAUGAUCGCAAGCAAGGCGCUGCUAGCUGGCACAGCGAUAUCCAGUUCGAGCAGUAUCCCGCUGAUUACACGAGUCUGCGCCUCACAAAACUCCCCUCCGGCGGUGGUGAUACACUUUGGGCUUCUGGAUAUGAGCUGUAUGAUCGGUACAGUGAUCCGUAUCAGAAGUUCUUUGAGGGAUUGACGGCAACGUUCUCGGGUGAUGGGUUUCUUAAAGCCAGGGAUGCUCGACCUGACUACUUCAAAAUUUAUGAGAAGCCGCGCGGUCAUCCUGAGAAUAUUGGCGAUGAGCUCAAGGCUAUUCACCCAGUUGUACGCACAAACCCUGUGACAGGAUGGAAGUCCCUUUUCGCCGUGGGUAAUUUCCCACGGAAGAUCAAUGAGUUAAGCGCGAGGGAGAGUAGAGAACUUUUGGAGUCGUUUUAUAGGCGGAUUGAAGAGAAUCAUGACUUGCAGGUGCGGUUCAGAUGGAGAAGUCCCAAUGAUAUCGCGUUCUGGGAUAAUCGAAGUGCUUUUCAUAGUGCGACGAAUGAUUAUGAUGGACUUGGUGGACGCGAGGGACAUCGUGCUGUUGGGAUUGGCGAGAAGCCUUAUUUGGACCCUAACAGCCUGUCUAGAACGGAGGCGCUGAGAAACAAGCAAUGA